This is a messenger RNA of Dendrobium catenatum, 2107 nucleotides long. Its product is annotated as peptide-N4-(N-acetyl-beta-glucosaminyl)asparagine amidase A-like. The record is from RefSeq and is a predicted model, not a curated record. Lineage: Eukaryota; Viridiplantae; Streptophyta; Magnoliopsida; Asparagales; Orchidaceae. Gene Ontology annotation, cellular component: vacuole. The transcript has a single exon. The coding region runs from base 77 to 1885 and encodes 602 amino acids.
UCCUCCCUCCAACCGCUAAACAAAGUAAACAAAAUGAAAAAUUUAGACAUUUCUCUAUUGCUCUCACCGUCCUCUAAUGGACAACUUUGUACCCAUUCUCGUUUCUUUCCUCCUCGUCUUGCUCCCCAUUCCAUCUUCCUCCUCAUCUCUCCAUCCUCGAGGUGACCUCAUCGUCUCCGACGACCUACCCUCCACCGUCUUCCAUUCCUCCCCUUCACCAUCUCCCACAACAUUUUUCGAAGUCCGGCGACCCAUCCCCGCCACAAAGUCCAAGCCUUGCUCAAUCCUAAUCCUCCAACACUCCUUCGCUUAUACCUACAACUCACCCCCAGUUACCUCCACCUAUUCCCCUCCCUCUCACUGCCCCUUUCAUUUCUCCCCUUCCCUCAUCGUCCUCGAAUGGUCUGCCUCCUGCUUCGGUCGUCAAUUCGAUCGCAUCUUUGGCGUUUGGCUCGCCGGCGUCGAGAUCCUCCGCAGCUGCACAGCCGAGCCUCGGCCCACCGGAAUCCUUUGGUCCGUCCGUAAAGACGUCACUCGCUAUGCAUCUCUUUUCUCAAAAACCCAAACACUUGCCGUCUAUCUCGGCAACAUCGUUGACCAAACAUACACCGGCGUCUACCACGUCAACAUCUCGUUCCAUUUCUACUUCGAUCACGACCGGACAGCUUCUUCGGCGUUUGAUUCCCCCGCUGAUCUAAUCAUUCCAAUAUCCAAAACCCUACCCUUGAACGAUGGGUUGUGGUUUCAGAUCCAGAACUCGAGGGAUUUGCAGGGAAAGGAGCUUGCAGUACCAAGCAACGCUUAUAGAGGUUUGAUUGAGGUAUAUGUUUCGUUCCAUUCUAAUGAUGAGUUCUGGUACACUAAUCCUCCGAAUUCUUAUAUAUCGGAAAAUAAUCUUACUGGAAUUGCUGGGAAUGGCGCUUUUAGGGAGGUGACUGUGAGUUUAGAUGGCUAUUUAGUGGGAUCUAUCUGGCCAUUUACUGUUAUUUACACUGGAGGAAUUAAUCCUCUACUUUGGAGACCGAUUUCCGCCAUUGGUUCUUUCGAUCUGCCAUCAUAUGAUAUAGAAAUCACUCCAUUUUUGGGAAAGAUUAUAGAUGGAAACAAGCAUUCUUUUCAGUUUGGGGUUACUGAUGCGUUGGAUGUCUGGUUCAUUGACGCGAAUUUGCAUAUUUGGUUAGACAGCAGGAGUUAUUUAACUGAAGGAAGUUUGAUUGAGUAUGAAGCUCUAGGGUUUACCCCUUCCUUGAUCUCUGAUUUUAAGGGUCUUGAUGGGAAUUUUGACACCAGUGCAAAGCGAAAGAUUUCUGCAAUUGGGUGGGUGAAGUCCUCCUAUGGAAAUAUCACUACUCAUUUCUUCCAAAAGUUAGAUUUUAGGAAUAAGAUGAAGUUUGCUGGCAACGGUAGCAUUCAGGAAGUGAACCAGAGCAUAAGCUAUAAUCAUGGAAUUUAUGCAAAGGAUCCUUCUUCAGUCUUGUACUCUGAGCAGGUUUUUCAGAGCUUUCCUUUGUAUCUAUACACAGGAACUUCCGACCAGGUUGAUGAUAGCUACUUGUCCAUUGCGAAUGUUACACUGGGAUUUAAUGGGGAGUGGAAGUACUUUGGAGAACAGUCCGGCCUAUCUCUUAGCACUCUGAGGAAUUUGCAAACUGGUGAGGGUGUUAUACAUGUGAAGGGAAACCUGGUAACUGGUGGUGUGGCGAGUACUCAGCAAGUGUACAGAUAUGAAAGCUCUGAUGGCUGCUACUUCAGAAAUGUUAGCAGCAAUAACUACACUAUUCUUUAUGAUGAACAGGGAGAGUCUUGCUCCAAGAGUUCUUGGAUUAGAUCUUCAGGCCAUUUUUCUCCUAAAUUGUUGCCGCUUAUACGGAGGAUGACUAUAUAACACUAGAACUAAAUGAACUGAAGAAUAUGGAUGUAUAUUCUUUACUUUGGUGAAAAAUUUUGAGGCUUGAAAAGAGAGAUCAUGAAUCUACAAAUAAGUGAAUUCUAUCUGAGAUAAGAAGCCUCAAUGCUCGGCCAUUUUGGUUACUUGCCCAUGACUGCGACAAAUAUGCAUGUAAGUUUUAAUUUCAGAAUGGUAUUUCCUACAGUUAAAAAUCUCUCA